CUGAGGAAUAUGAUACUCAGGCCAUGAAAUAUUUGUCAUAUUUGCUAUAUCCAUUGUGUAUUGGAGGUGCAAUUUAUUCUUUGUUGAAUAUCAAGUACAAAAGCUGGUAUUCAUGGUUAAUCAAUAGUUUUGUCAAUGGAGUAUAUGCUUUUGGAUUUCUAUUUAUGUUGCCACAACUUUUUGUAAAUUAUAAGAUGAAAUCUGUUGCACAUUUGCCAUGGAAAGCGUUCACUUACAAA
Thamnophis sirtalis is the source of this 239-nucleotide messenger RNA. The record is from RefSeq and is a predicted model, not a curated record. NCBI's taxonomy places the organism in Eukaryota, Metazoa, Chordata, Lepidosauria, Squamata, Natricidae.